AUGGAGCGACCAUACCUCUUUGCCGUGGUUUCUCUGGAAGGUUUGAAGAUUUGUUUUUCCUUCCUGAAUAGCACAAACAAUCAUAAAAAGAUGGAAGAAGAACUAGCGGCUGCUGGGAAAAGGCUUCUUCAGCCUCCAGAAUCUGUUGAUGAACUCCUGUCUUUGCUUGAUCAAACUGAGGAUAAUCUCUCAAAAGUGGAGCAGUCACCUGGUAAAUCCAUGCAAGCUGCUCUUUCUCCAUUACUGAAGGCAUUGGUUGCAGAUGAGCUUUUGAAGCAUUCAGAUAUUGAUGUCAAAGUUGCAGUAGCUUCUUGCAUAAAUGAAAUAACUAGAAUUACUGCACCAGAUGCUCCAUAUGAUGAUGACAGAAUGAAGGAUAUCUUCCAAUUGAUUGUAUCAUCCUUUGAACAUUUAUAUGACAAAUCCAGCAGAUCGUAUGCUAAGAGGGCCAUGAUACUGGAAACUGUGUCCAAAGUGAGGUCCUGCGUCAUCAUGUUGGACCUAGAAUGUGAUCAAAUGAUCAUUGAGAUGUUCCAACAUUUCCUUAAAGCCAUAAGGGAUUAUCAUCCGGAAAAUAUCUUCUCUUCCAUGGAGACAAUUAUGACUCUUGUAUUUGAAGAAAGUGAAGAUAUCUCUCCAGAACUGCUUACCAUCCUUUUGGCCAGCGUGAAAAGGAACAGCGAGGAACUUCUGCCAGUUGCAAUAAAAUUGGGGGAGAGAGUAUUUGAGAAGUGUGGGGCCAAGCUUAAGCCUUACCUCACACGAAUUGUAAAAUCUUUGGCGAUUUCUUUGGAUGAUUAUAGUGAGGUUGUCGCUUCUAUCUGCAAAGAGGCUGAUGGUCCUGUUGGUCAUAGCAGCGACAGUACCCAUGGCGACCAGUUGGUUAUUGAGAAGAAGUCUGCUAGUGACCCUUCAGAUCAGGUUUUGGCAACCCAGGUUACUGAGAGGAAUUCUGCUACAACAAUACCUGUUACUGAGAGGAGUUCUGCUGGUGACUCUCCAGAUCUGGCUGUGGCAACUCAGGUGGCUAAAGAUGUUACAGAAGAGACAAGUUCCAAAGAACAAAAUCCCAAUGUGAAGAGUUCACACAAGGCAAUUGUGAGUAAUGGUGUUAGCGAGCUUGGAAAUGGAGGAAUUCUGACCAGUGCAGAUUUUAAGAAGGAAGAAGCCCUUGAUGAUAGAUUGACAUCCAAGACCGAAUCUGAUGAUUUGGCUGCUGGAAAACCAAUUAGUUCAGAGCCUAAGCCUGAGCAAGCUUCUAAGGAAAGAGGAAGAGAACCUAACUGUUCAAAUAAUUUAAUAGAAACUUCUGAUAUUGUUGAUGGUGAAAAAGAAACGAAGCAAGUGCUGGAUCAGCGAGACAGUGAGGACAAGGAUUUCCAUGCUCCCCCUGGUGGGGCAUCUCUUGAGACAGCAAAGUCUUUGGAUAAAGUAAAAGAGAUGGAGAAUGACCUGCCUCCAUCAAAUGCAUCUGAGAGAGAGGCUCUAAGUGUUGCGUCUCCAUCUCCAACUGCCAAACUUCUUGACAAGAGUCGCCCUAAGAAGGGUGGUCGGAAAAAACAGAAAGAAAACUUGAUUAAAGAAAAGAGAGUGUCUGAUGAUGAUGCUUCUGACAAGGCAUUUGAUGGGGCAAGUGACUCAGAAGCAAAGAAGAGGAGGCGCUUAGGAAGAAAAGAACCUGCUGAGAUUUCUAAUGAGAAUCAAGUGUUGUCUGAGGAAGAUGCAUGCAAAGAUGGUGGCCCCACAAGUCAUUUAGAGGAAAAAUUGCCAAAUGAGACAGAUAAACCAGUGGGUUCCAAUAAUAGAAAGGAGGAUGGAUCCUCAUCAAAGAAGGAAUAUGACAUCAAGCGUAAGCGUGGGCAUGGACGUGGACGUGUAAAAGCUGGAGUAGAGAAAGAUGUGCAGAAAUCUUCUGCAAAAGAUGAUGCCAGGCACAUGGUUGCUUCCCCGAGGUCUCCUAGAAAAUCAACUAAAGACGAAGGCAACCAGGAAGAAACCCCAAGGAUGAGUAGCAAGAGGAAGGGUACUCCAAGCACUGACAAAGCAUCUGGGACUACAGAGUAUGGUGAGAAUUUGGUUGGUUCAAAAGUGAAAAUUUGGUGGCCAAAAGAUCGCAUGUUUUAUGAAGGCGUUGUUGAUUCUUUUGAUUCUGUCAGAAAGAAGCACAAGAUAUUGUACCAAGAUGGAGAUGAAGAAAUAUUAUAUCUUAAAAAUGAGAAGUGGGAAUUUGUUGAAGAUGGUUCCGUGGUGGAUGCAGGGCAACCAGUUGAACGUGCAAGUGCUGAUACUCCCUCUGAAAUGAAAACAAAGAAAGCUAAAACAAAUCCUGAAGCAUCAAGUAAUGAUGGAAAGGCGAAGAUUUCUCAUAAAAGUAAACUGAAAAACACCUCAACAACUUCUGGCCGUAAAUCUAAGCAUGAUGCCAAAGCUGACCUCAAGUCUGAUGAUGACAUCUCAAGUUCUGGGGGUAAAUCUUUUUAUGAUUCGCCAAAAGCAUCAGGCAGAUCUAAAGAUGUUGAUACAGUGAAGACUUCUGGUCAUUCUAAGCAAGACACACAAAAGACUUCCAAGGCUAAGGACAAAAGUCCGCGAAGUUCCCAUACAGUUGGUGCUAAUGGUAAAGGCAAGACAAAGUCCAGUCUGUCGAAGUUCUUGAAAGAAAGUGAUCAUGUAAAGGAGAAAACAACCAAUACUGGGAAAAUGGCAGAAAUCAAGAAGGGAAAAUCGCAAGAUACAUCCACACCCCCAGUAAGCGAGACAAAGACUACUGGGAAGAAGCGUCGAAGAGGAGUUGCAACUUGA
This is a messenger RNA of Fraxinus pennsylvanica, 2802 nucleotides long. Lineage: Eukaryota; Viridiplantae; Streptophyta; Magnoliopsida; Lamiales; Oleaceae. The record is from the annotation of a GenBank genome assembly.